Messenger RNA from Sebastes umbrosus (honeycomb rockfish), 2529 nucleotides. RefSeq names its product tumor necrosis factor receptor superfamily member 6B-like. NCBI's taxonomy places the organism in Eukaryota, Metazoa, Chordata, Actinopteri, Perciformes, Sebastidae. Gene Ontology annotation, molecular function: protein binding. The transcript is spliced from 4 exons. Bases 156 to 1097 code for a protein of 313 amino acids. The record is from RefSeq and is a predicted model, not a curated record.
GAUGACUAAAUACCUCUGUGAUGAUUAAGCACUCCCGGUAUGUCACAUUGUUGGUUUGUGUCGAGGAGGAGCAUAUAUAGAGCAGAGGAGCAGUGGAGAGCAUCAUCCUCCUCCUGACAGGCUGCAACAACAGACAAGACAACAACACACCAACCAUGAUGUCUGCAUCUGUUUUCCCCUCGCUGCUGCUGCUGCUGCUGCUGCUGCAGAGACGCUCCUCUCUGCUGGUCGACGGUGUCGCAGCUCCUCUCACCUUCAGACACACGGACCCGCAAACCGGCAACUCGCUGGAGUGUGACCGCUGCGCACCUGGAACCUACCUGCGCUCGAGCUGCACGGCGACGCGCAGGAGCGAGUGCUUGCCGUGUCAGUCGGGCUCGUUCACGGAGCUGUGGAACUACAUCGGUAAAUGUCUCCGCUGCGGAUCUUGCGGACAGUACCAGGUGGUGAAGAAGGAGUGCUCUGCAGACAGCGACUGUCAGUGUGAGUGCAGACAGGGAUACUACUCCAACAGCUACGACAUCUGCCGCCGACACAGCGAGUGUCAGACCGGACAGGGGGUGCUGAGCAAAGGCACAGCUGAUGAGGACACGGUGUGCCACAGCUGUCCCAACGGCACCUACUCCAACACCGUCUCUGCUCUCAAGAACUGCACACAACACAAAAGCUGCGACGCUCCGGGGCUGAAGCUGGUGCUGAAGGGCUCCGCCUGGCACGACAGCGUGUGCACGAGCUGCCAAGAACUCGUAUUGAGAGACGGAGGCGAUUACCUCAAAGAAAUCAUCCCAUCGUUCUUAGUUCACCAGAAAAUGACCGUCAGGCGGCUGCGUCAGAUCACACACAAGCUCCCGUCCGAGGACGGUAGAAAACAAUCCGCUUCAGGACUUAGCCUCUCAGAUCUUCUCGCCCGGAUCAACACUUGGGUCACUUCUGCCACAGCCAAUCAGAUUCGGCAGCUUCCAGCAAUACUGAUCAAAACCGGGGCGAACAGCGCUGGCGAGAGGCUGCUGAACAAGCUGCAGAGAAUCGACUUGAAUCUGAACGGGCUGUGUGAUUCUUUGGGGAACGAGGUGGAUGUAAUUGUAAUGUCAGGGUAGGCUGAAGUAGAAAAAUGUAUAGUUAUAGGUACCAAAGAGUUUGGCUCGUCCAGUGGUCAUUUGAAAACUUUAUUUUUUCACUUAGUUCAAAAGUUGCUGCCAAGUCAAGUCUAUUUUAUUUGUAUAUCCCAAAAUCGCAAAUUUGCCCCAGGGGGCUUUACAAUCUGUACAGGAUACGACACCCUCUGUCCUUUACAGUGCGACCCUAUUGCCCUAUUGCCCUAUUCAAGAUGCACUAGCAAUGCAGGCUUUAGUACUUUUGGCAUUAGUUAAAGGAGAAUACCAGUCAAUUAGAGAAAUACUUAAUUUACUUCCAUCUGCAUCGAGCUGAUUAAUAUUCCCUAUUUUUCAGUACAUUUCAGGUUUCUGUUUCACCAAACAAUCCAACUUUGAUUGUGUCACCUAGCUUGAAAUGACCCGCUGUCCUGUGUAACACAAAUUUCUUUACAAAAAUCUAUGAAUGUUAUAAUAAACUAUGCAAGGCAACAUGUUUUGGAGGACACUUCAUUUCAAGUCAGGUGAUAAUAAUAUAACAUAGAUCUAAUUUCGACAUAUCGAAGUCUGUUCACUCUCAAAGAUCUGUAGUUUUUGUUUUCUCUGGAAUACAUUUCUCCUCUUGGAUGUACUUAGUAGGCGAUUUGUUUCUAACAACGGGGACGGACCCGGUUCAUGUUAUUCACCCGCCGACUAGCGAACCCGCCCCGUAAACGACUUUUUUAGUUGUUUAUUUUAAUAAUUAGAAAGGCGGGACUCGCAUCGCAAUUACAAAUCCGUCUGCUGCUUCAGCACCACGGACAGCACCGUGAAUUUAUCAGUACACAGCAGUUAGGCUACCGAUAUUUCAGAGUCAUGGUUGGGGCCAUAGAUUCUAACUUACUGAUAUUUCAGAGCUGGAUGUACUGAGUAUUUAUGAGAUCAUAUUUGCACCUUUUAGUAUCCAAUUGUUCUCUUUAAGGUACAAAUUUGCUGCAAAGAUACUACUGCAUGUUGCACCUGGGUCCUUACAGCAACGAGCAUUGUACUCCAAAACACAAAAUCCUACAAUAUUAUUUCUGGGGGUGAAAACAGAGACAGAACCUGAACAAUUAAUAACUUUUACUAACAAAACAAAAUCCCACUGGUAUUACCCUUUAAAGAAUAGAAAGUGUUGGUCUUCAUUAUAUCUACCUCUUUCUAUGUCUGCAGCUAAACACCGACGUGGCGCCGGUCCUGCUUUUACCAAAAGUUUUGUAUUUUGUGUAACGGCUGUGAAAUUAAUUUAUUUGCUAUUUAUAGAAACGAGUUAUAAGAGGAACAGGUUGGAGGACUCGUGUGUUUGCCAUUCAUGAUUUAUAUACAUAAAAAUUUGUAGAAUUGUAUGCAAGUGAAGCAUGGAGCAUGUGUGGCACUGGCUUGUUUGAAUGACGCCAAAUAAAGAUAAUCACAAAUGUAA